AUGGCGACGUCUUUCUCUCCGACAACCUCUGUCCGCUCCCUCUUCCGAAACCUUCCCAAAGCCCUUCUCUCCCUUCCCGACUCCUUUCACGCCGUCAAACGCUCUUUCUCCUCUUCUGCAAGCUAUGCCACUCUGAAGCUCCCUCGUGACUUCUCUCUUUCUCGAAGACCCCUCCUUUCCAAAGGGUUCUCGCAUGGGAGAACGCCACUUGUGAGGGCUGCUACUAUUGAAGAAAUAGAAGCGGAAAAGGCAGCAAUUGAGAAUGACGCUAAAAGUAGGAUGGAGAGGACUAUUGAUAAUGUCCGAACAAAUUUCAAUUCCAUAAGGACAGGGAGAGCGAAUCCCGCCAUGCUUGACAAGAUUGAGGUGGAAUACUAUGGAACUCCAGUUAGCUUGAAGAGCAUUGCUCAAAUUAGUACUCCUGAUGCCAGUUCUCUUUUGGUACAGCCAUAUGACAAAUCAAGCUUGAAGGCUAUUGAGAAAGCCAUAGUUAGCUCUGAUCUUGGUAUGACUCCAAAUAAUGAUGGAGAAUCAAUACGGUUGAGCAUCCCACAGUUGACAUCUGAAAGGAGGAAGGAACUAUCGAAAAUAGUGGCUAAACAAGCUGAAGAAGGGAAGGUGGCUUUGAGAAAUAUAAGAAGAGAAGCAUUGAAAGCUUAUGACAAACUUGAGAAGGAGAAAAAGCUCUCCGAAGAUAAUGUGAAGGAUUUAUCAAGUGAUUUGCAGAAGCUGACAGAUGAGUAUAUGAAGAAAGUUGAUGCCAUCUUCAAACAGAAAGAAAAGGAGUUGCUGACAGUUUGA
Messenger RNA from Sphenostylis stenocarpa, 801 nucleotides. NCBI's taxonomy places the organism in Eukaryota, Viridiplantae, Streptophyta, Magnoliopsida, Fabales, Fabaceae. The record is from the annotation of a GenBank genome assembly.